CACCCCCGGACAGGACAGAGGUCCUCCAACAUGAACGUACCCCAAGCAUGGACCGGCCUCCUCCUCUUCCUCACUGCGAGUCUCUGUGCCCAGACCACCGAUGGCCAAGCAGCCCCACCCCUGGCACUCAGGAAGCCUUUCUUUGAGAGGCUCAGACGCCUAGAUGAACAGUUCAGAAGGUUCCAGGAGAUGACCCUCACUCAGCUCCAGGGCAUCGCGGAGAACUACAACAUCUCCUACAACAUCGACGCCCGCUUCCAGCAGCUGGCCGAGCAGCAGCAGAACCUCUCCGACUCCCUGGCGGCCUUCCAGGCCUCCGCCGCCAGCGACCUGGGCAGCCUGAAGCUGUGGACCAAGAAGCUGCAGAAGAAAACCGAGAGGCUGGACCUGAAGGUGAGCGAGCUGGAGCAGACCCUGGAGGAGAGCUCCAGACGCGCGCCCAGUCCGGGGGAGAGUCCCGAGGAGCAGGGGGCGAGGAUCUCCAACGUCACGCAGGAGCUCCAGGAGCACAGGGCCCGCCUCGAUGUCAUCACAGCCGACCGGGACGAGGUUCGAGGGGGUCUGCGGGAGCUGAGGGAGUCUUUAGGGAGGCAGGAGUCCAGGAUGGUGCAGCUGGAGGAGCAGGUGAGGAGCACUCUGCAGCAGGGCCGCGCCUCUCUCCCCGGGCCUCGUGAGGACGAAAUCGAGUCCAACUUGACCCCCCAGGACCUGGGCCCCAGGGCCAUGGCGACAGGGCGGGGGCACGGGAGCCCCAAGUUCAGUGCCAAGCUCCAACUGAAACACUCCAAGGGGAUGAAGGCAAAAGAGGGCCUGAGGGUGCACCAUGAGCCCCCCCAAAAGGAGACCGAGCCCCAGCCCCUCCCCUACCCCCAGGAGGAACCAUUAGAGCUGUGGGAUCAGCCGCAGCCCGAUUCCCAAAAAGAACCAACAGACAUAUGGGACUCACCCCAGCCCCGCCCACAAGAGCAACCAAUAGAAAUUUGGGAACAGUCACUGCCCCACCCCCAAUCGGAACCAAAGGAAAUCUGGGAGGAGUCACAGCUCCGCCCACACGAGGAAUCAGUAGAAAUUUGGGAGCAGUCACAGCCCCGCCAACAAGAGGAACCAAUGAACGUUUGGGAGCAGUCACAGCCCCGCCCACAAGAGGAACCAAUGGAAAUUUGGGAGCAGUCACAGCCCCGCCCACAAGAGGAACCAACGGAGUGGGAAAUGCCCCACCAGCAGGAGGAGCUGAGAGACGUGCUGGAUUUACCUCAGCUUCCGCUGAGACACAAGAUCCCUCAACAUCCACAUGUGACCAAGAACACAGGCACGACCUGCAACGUGAAAUCUUCCCUGACCUUCCCCUCCGCCUCCACCCACAACUACGUCACCUUCAAGAAGGGGUUUGCCACCGGCGUUCACGAGUUGUCCGUCUGCACCUGGCUGAGGGUGGGAGCGGGGGCGGGGUACAUCGGCACGCUCCUGUCCUACGCUACCGAGGACAACGACAACAAGCUGGUGCUCUACGGACGCAACUCCACCCGCCGGGGGAGCCUGGAUUUCGUGAUCGGCGACCCGGUGUACCGCGAGCUUCCCGUAGAGGGCAUGCUGGACGGGAACUGGCAUCACCUGUGCGUGGUGUGGUCGUCCAUCGAGGGCCGGUUCUGGCACUACACCGACCGGCGGCUGACGUCGACGGGCUCCCGGUUCAGGAAGGGCUACGAGAUCCCAGCAGGAGGCGCCGUGGUGCUGGGGCAGGAGCAGGACGCGGUGGGCGGGGGGUUCGACGAGGCGGAGGCUUUCGUGGGCUCGCUCGCCGGCUUUGCUGCGUGGGACAGGGCGCUGAGUCCCGGCGAGGUUUCGGAGGUGGCCACAGGGAGGGGCCUGCCCAGGGGGGCCGUCCUCACGCUGGACGACAUCCGCCAGCCCAAUGGCGACGUGCGGCUCGUACGCUGCGACUGCUUGGAGCAAUGCCCCUGACUCUGAACAAUCUGUACACAGCUGAAAAGGCCUAGUUGGGUGAUGCCAGUGCAUGCUGUGUGUAUGUGUGUGUGUGUGUGUCUGUGUGUGUGCUUGUGCCUGUGCGUAUGUGUGUGUGUGUGUGUGUGUCUGUGUGUGUGUCUGUGCGUAUGUGUGUGUGUGAGUAUGUGUGUGUUUGCUUGCAUGUGUGUGGUCUUAACCUUACUAAAAUUUGGACCACAGGGAACUGGGAGAAUUUUGCCUUGCUCCAGUCAUUGUCAGUUCAAAUUUCCCAUUCUCAUAUGACCAACAUGCCAAAGAAGAGCUAGCAGGUUAACAAAAACUACUGAAUCCAGGAAAGACCUUUUAUUUGUGAUACAGUUUUUUGUGUGCUGAAAAUGUCCCACGUGUGAAUGUCUGUGGAUGAUGAUGUUGAGUUGCUUUUUCUCACUGAAAAUAUUUGUAAAAGGAGUCCUUAAACAUGUCUUUAUAUUAAACUUACUUGUAUUAAGAUUACUGGUCUUGUAUCAAAAAUGCAUAUUCCCUCGAUUUCUUCUUCUGUUACUCUGUCAAAAAGAUCUUCACCCAUUAACAAAGUAUUUUUUAAAGCAAUACAAUGCUGCUACUUAAUAUCAUGUUCCUUUAAAGAACAUGAAAUCCCCAUGUUUGAAAGAAAGACUUAUAUAUUGAUAACAUUUUAUUUCCUAGUUUGCUGUUACUGUAUAAAAAAAAACCUUUUUCAUGAAAAAUACAGCUUACAUGUACGAUUAACUAUAGGAAAAGCUUUUGUGAGGGAUGCAGAUUUUCAUUCAUUCAUAUGGGUAGUGAUGUUGAAAUGAAAAAUAAACAUAU
Molecule: messenger RNA, 2793 nt
Organism: Anguilla anguilla (European eel)
Lineage: Eukaryota; Metazoa; Chordata; Actinopteri; Anguilliformes; Anguillidae
Product: pentraxin-4-like
Exons: 3
Coding region: 31-1962 (643 amino acids)
Source: RefSeq, a predicted model, not a curated record